UUUUUUUGUCGUUAUAAAUGGGAUGCACUCCAUCUUAUUGAGGAGCCGGGACUGUUCACUCCAGAUCAUACUCGUGCCGGAGAAGAACUAUUGAAGAGAGCGGCGGCGCUCGUCGGCGGAGGAGCGGCUGCCGUCCGUCGAUGGUUCCCGAGAGAGAAAGGGCGAGGGGAGGAAAACGCGUUUCCCUCCGUCGGGGAAGCGUUUCCGGAUCGGUGGAGCGGGUCCGACUGAUUUGCCCGUCCUACCAGACCCAGCUCCUCUUAGCAAAUCAAACGCAGGGAUUGGCGCUCUGUCCACGUCCGAGACAAACGGGGCGGUGGGUUCGAACAGUUCUGUUUCAAGUAAUUUGUCACAAGCGACGGGGGGUGUUAUUGUCAUUGUGGUAUGGGUUCCUUCUCUGGGACGACAGAUUCUAGUGACUAUGAAAGCCCCUUUUCCCUCGCAAUCUCGUUCCCGUUCGACUCGGUCCCUCCCCUCUCCUGUUCCCUUGGGUAGCAAUUAACAAAGUGGGAAGUAGGGAUUUCGAGCUGCUAGUGGGAGGUCGAAUCAGAAUGUGGCGAAAAGAAGAAUAGGCAGCUGAAGGUGGAGGAGGACGAAUUUGGUUGGGGAAACUUGGUUUCUGUUAUGCGAAUUCUAUGGAGGGAGGGACAGACAGUGGGAGUGGAUUUUUUGUCAGGCAGGACGAAAGCGUGUCCCUUGCAUGGUCGUGGAUCCUCGAAACCCUGGCUGAUAGCAAGCAGGUUGAUGUUUCCUUGCUUAAAGCUUUGGUUUCUAGGAUUCGGGGAUUCGGUGGCAAAUUGUUUGACAAUGCCAGGGAAAGGAUUUCUUUGAGAUGCUUGGAGGAAAUAUUGGAUUCAAGAUCGUCAAAUUUGGGUUGUGACCAUUCUGUGAGUCCGAUUUCAUAUUUGGACAGAAUUGGUCCCUCUGAACGAUGUGAAGAUGCUUUUCUUCGAUUAUCCAAAGCGGUACAUUCUACGGCUAAUAGCCAAAAGCAGUUGGAGCUGCUCAGACAUGAUGUACAGCAAAGAAGAACUUCCCUUGGUAAACCUCCUCUGGAGAAGAUUUUGGAAGGUGUUUCGGACAGAGAAAAUGAAAGCCAAGUGAGCAAUCGGGGAGAUCCCACAAGCACUGAUGGACCUAGACCCUCAAAAAGGUGUAAAAGGACAUGUGUUCAGCUCUUGAAGGAGCUUGCUGCUGGAUCAAUUCCUGAUGCCAGGCAUGAUGUUUCUUCAGAAACGGAGGAACUUGGGCCUUCUGAAAGGUGUCAAACCUUUGACGUCCAUGAUAUCCAGCUCCCAAAGGAGAAUAAUGAUGCACCAGUUUCUUGUGCAGAGCUUGAUGUACCACAAACUAGAGAGCAGUCCAAUCAACAGGGCAUAUGCCAUGGUGAUAAAGCCAGAACUAGGAAGGCCCAUUUUCUUGAAUCGGACACUACAGUGAUGCAUAAAGAGGACCAGUUGUCCCAUAGAGAGAAGCACAAAGCUCCUGCCCCUCAAAGCCAAAAAUCUGUUGACGAUGCCUCCACCAAUGAUGUAUUUGCUCAUGAGGUUUCUCAUGGUAAUGGCAUAAUACCAGAAACAUCAAGAAGCAGCGGUGGGUUUUCUGAUGCCGUCCCUGUUCUGAGCCAACGUGUUGGCCAAAAUGAAGGCUUGCAUGCUGGGACAAGCACGUUACCAAGUUUUGGAGGCCCCGUUGAUCAUGCCUCUCUUACUGUUGGGAGUGAACAAGGAUUUUGCAUCAAGUGCAAUGAAGGUGGAAACUUGCUUUCUUGUGAUAGUAUAGGAUGUCCAAUUUUGGUACAUGACUCAUGCUUGGGUUCAUCUGCAAGUUUUGACAACAGUGGCAAAUUCUACUGUCCAUACUGCUUAUACAGGCUUGCUGCAGCUGCAUACAGAGAAGCAAAGGAGAAAGUUUCACUAGCCCGAAAAGCAUUAUUAUCUUUCAUGAGGACAGAUCUGACAGAUAGGCAACUAGAAGAGGGACCUACGCACAGGGUUAAAGCACAUUCUGCCCAUUCUCAAGAGGCACUAGCAAAUCACGUUGGUUGCUCUGAUGAGAAUGGUGAAAUUAAGCAACAGCGAGCAGAUUGCCUGCUUCCUAAAGAUGUCCGCUGUAGUGAUGGAAGAUCAUUCUGUGAAGGGGCAGAAAAUGGUGACAAUGAUCAAUUUGCACUAAAUGGCAAAAAAGAAACUAAAUGUCCAGAACAGACAGACAGGUCUCUUGAUGAUGCAGACAAGACUGAAGAAAAUACUGUUGAAAGCCAAAAGAAAGACAGUGAAUCCCCCUCCAGUACACUCAGGGUAUCUCGUAGAAGACCAGCUAAGCGCUAUGCAAACAGCAUGUUUCCUUAUUUGAGGCGAAAGAAACUCCCAUGGACCAAAGAAGAGGAAGACGCUUUGAAGGAAGGAGUGAGGAAAUUUCCUGCAGUAGCAGGCAAUGGCUAUCCAUGGACUAGGAUCUUGGAAUAUGGUCGUCAUGUAUAUCAUAAAACACGAACACCUAUAGACCUGAAGGACAAAUGGAGGAACAUUCAGCGUCGGGAUCUCCCUAAGCAAAGGUGAUGGCUCACAACCUUCAGUUAAGUAUCGCCUGUAAAGGUAAUUUGUUGUAUGGUUUCUUCAAUUAUUGUAAGUUAAUGGAAACAUUUGAGAUCUCAUGGUCCCAAUGCCCUCCUGAUGCGCGAGUUCAGCUAUGAAAGGCUUUCUCUCUCUUUGAAGGGUCUCUUCUCUAUAGCACUUAAAGUUUUUGUGAGCACAAUAGAUAUGGGCAUAUGGCAGUGG
This is a messenger RNA of Nymphaea colorata (pocket water lily), 2780 nucleotides long. RefSeq lists its product as uncharacterized. The transcript is spliced from 7 exons. Bases 636 to 2561 code for a protein of 641 amino acids. Lineage: Eukaryota; Viridiplantae; Streptophyta; Magnoliopsida; Nymphaeales; Nymphaeaceae. The record is from RefSeq and is a predicted model, not a curated record.